This is a messenger RNA of Oncorhynchus tshawytscha (Chinook salmon), 1340 nucleotides long. Its product is annotated as gastrula zinc finger protein XlCGF7.1. The transcript is spliced from 3 exons. The record is from RefSeq and is a predicted model, not a curated record. The coding region runs from base 409 to 1278 and encodes 289 amino acids. Gene Ontology annotation, molecular function: RNA polymerase II cis-regulatory region sequence-specific DNA binding; DNA-binding transcription factor activity, RNA polymerase II-specific. NCBI's taxonomy places the organism in Eukaryota, Metazoa, Chordata, Actinopteri, Salmoniformes, Salmonidae. Gene Ontology annotation, biological process: regulation of DNA-templated transcription.
CAGCACAAGACAUUGUCAGCGGUUGAGAAAACGGUAGUGGAGUACCAGGAGGAGAAUGAUCGGCUACGGAGACUGCUGGGGAUCACACCAGAGGUACCACUAUGUAAAAUAGACUCCCUGCAGCUCUCUGUCUCUGAAGAGGAGGUUCCCCCUGAGCAGCAGCACUGUGAGCAGGAAUGGAGCCCCAGUCUGGGACAGAAGGACCCAGAGACCAAACAGAUUAAAGAGGAACAAGAGGAAGUCAGGACCAAUCAGGAGGAAGAGCAGCUUCAAGGGCUCAUUCAUACCAAAGACUCCAUAUUCUCUUCAACUUCCGUGAAAAGUGAAUGUGAUCAGGAGGACCAUCUUUGGUUCUUGACUCUUCCCCAAACCCAGACUGUGGAGAACAGAGAGUGUGAACCUAAACCAAUGCAUCUCACAUCUUGUGGCACUGUGACCCACCUAAAGGGUCUCAACAUUCACUGUGACCCUCCAGAUAAUCAAAACAAUGCAUCAAGCCACAGCUCAGCUGUAAGCAUUGACCCAGAAAGACUUUACAACAGUCCACUAUUGGAUCCCAGCCCACCUUUGGAUCUCAAUCGACCAAUGGAGAAACACCGUUCCAAGCCCAGCAUCAUGUCCAGAAAAGCUCUGGAAGCUGACCUGCAGAGGCAUGUGACUCUCGCCAAGAAGAGCCUAAGUGAAUGCUACAACUCCACCUGUAAACUGAAGGCCCAUGUCCGACUCUGCCACGAUGGUAAACCCUGCACCUGCCCCUUUUGUGGGAAGACCUUCAAGCAAAAAGGACAUCUAUCCAGGCACAUGAAUAUUCACACAGGAGAGAAACCAUUUACCUGUGGUGACUGUGGGAAAACCUUCAAUCGCAAGGAGCACCUAACUAAACAUAGACAGACUCACACAGGAGAGAAACCCUUUAGCUGUGGUGACUGUGGGAAAAGCUUUAAUCGCAAGGAGCACCUAAAUAAACAUAUACGCAUUCAUAGAGGAGAGAAACCAUUUAGCUGUAGAGACUGUGGAAAAAUGUUCAAUCGGAAGGGAAACCUGAAUUUGCACAUACUGACUCACACAGGAGAGAAACAACAUGGCUGCUCAGUCUGUGGUAAAAGAUUCACUCAGAAGACUCAUCUGCUGAAGCAUAUGGACAAUAUCCACAAAGAGGGAAAAACAGACAGAAGAAAUAAAAUCAGUCAGAAGAUGGGAAUAAAAAGACAGGAUGUGACCAACUCUCUUACGAAAGGAGAGCAACUCCAGACCAUUCAUACUGUGUCUCUCAGAUGAAUAAAUGUAUCAUAGAUUGUCAUAAAACAUUGUAUGUAAAUAAAGUUUGGUUUGGAUUUGAA